AUGUGCGUCAAUGGAGGUUACAUAGUUAAAAUUAAAGAAGUACUUACAGUCAUCACUAUUUAUGUUCUCAGGGACUAUAAAGAUCAUUCUAACAGGAAUAAGGAUAAUGGAAAGUCAUCCCUUAGGAAAGAUGAUACUACACUAUCGACUCCUGCUUUAAAUAACGAGGCAACAAAUGAGUCAACGAGUCUGAAAAAUAUGUCACCAGACAUGAUAACAAACAACGGUAAAAACUAUUAUAAAGUGGACAAAGGUGGUGGACCUAGUCGAAAGACUACGUCAUGGACAUCGACACCAGACUUGACAACACUUUCAGAUAGUGUUACAUCUCAAGUUGAAAAUAUAGAAGAUGACGAGCAGGCAAUUCCAGAAUAUACAGUUCGGAGAAGAACAAAUCUUUCACGCAAGGAUUCUAUGGAUCUACAUAGUCCAAGAAAUAGUUACAAUGGAGAUAUCGCCCAAUAUACACCGGUGCAUAUGAAAUCAACGCCAAAUGAUAAAAAUAUAUAUAAUGAUGAUGAAGAUACUAUUAGUUUAGCUGAUUCUGAUACUACGACUGAUACUUAUGCGACUAUUAUAAAUGAUGAAGAUUUACAUGACCAAGUUAUGCAUUUAAAAGCUGAAUUAAAAUUGACCAAAGCAAAAUGUGAGAAAGCCGAAAGAGAAAAGAGUGAUGUUUUAUUAAGACGACUAGCGUCUUUGGAUACAACUCCGACAUCUCGUACAACAGCUUCUGAAUCUACUUGUGAAAGUCUUGGCGAUGAAAAAAGAAUGCUUACACAACGUGUUCAUGAAUUAGAAGCUGAGCUCAAUAAAACCAAGAAUACUAAAGUGAAGUCAGACGAUGCUCAACUUAUUCGUACUAAGUUAAUAGCUGCUGAAACUAAAAUUGAGGAUUUGACAGAAGAAAACAAUGAUUUAAAUAAAGAGAUACAUAAUAUGGAGCAAGAGAUGAGAGAUAAUUUUCGAGAGGAGCAAGAUAAUGAAUUUAUUAUGCUGCGAAGAGAAUUUGACCAAGUUUCAAAGAAUUGUAGGAUUUUAGCAUUUAAAUUAAAAAAAGCUGAGAGAAGAAUGGAAGAGUUAGAUAAGGAAAAAGUUGAAAAUGACAAAAAAAAUAAAGAGUUAAUAGAACGAUUACAAGGUGAUUUAGAAAGAUCUAAGUCAAAUGUAACACAAGGGCAAGGGGAUCAGAAAAAAAGACCUAUGUUGGGCAUGAUACCUAAGUCUGCAUCUGGAGAAAGGGUUUCAAGAGAGUCAUUAACUCGAGGCGAUUCCCAAGAAGAUCCAGUUCAACUUCAGAGGGAUUUACAAGAUUCAAUUGAAAGAGAAGCAGAUAUGAGGGAGCAAUUAAGAUUUUCUGAAGAAGAAGCUAAAAUGUUGAGGAACAAAGUGAGUCGUUUAGAAGAAGAUAAUGAGUCAAUGGUGUUGCAACUAAAGAAAAUGGCCACAAAAACAAGUUAUCGCCCUACAAAUAUUGCUGAUAGAGAUGAGGGAAUUUCAGAUGUUGAAGAUGCAACAGAAUUAAAACUACUUCUUGAGCUCAGUGAACAAGAGAUAACAGUGCUAAAAAGAAAAAUAGAAGAAUUUGAAUUAGAAAAGGAUCAACUGAAAGCCAAAGUUUUAGAUUAUCAAACAAAAUUAGCAUCCAAAAAAACUUAUAAACCAAUAUCAAAACCAACACAAUCCAAGACUAAAGAGGUUAAAGCUGAUUUUGAUAAACAAACAAAGGCUAUUAAGCAGUUAGAAAUUAAAACAACGGACCUUGAAAGUCAGCUUAAGGAAUAG
Molecule: messenger RNA, 1785 nt
Organism: Myzus persicae (green peach aphid)
Lineage: Eukaryota; Metazoa; Arthropoda; Insecta; Hemiptera; Aphididae
Product: rootletin-like
Exons: 15
Coding region: 1-1785 (594 amino acids)
Source: RefSeq, a predicted model, not a curated record